UUUUUUCUUGUGGGAUCCAACAAUGAUAAGAAUAUGGAGAAAUAUAUGUUUAUAUAAUUUUGGAUGUCAAAAUUAUAUAAAUAAAGCGCAUAUAUUUUUGAUGUUAUUAUGGAGCAUAGGUGUCUGCAUAUUUUGUGUAAUCUGUAGUAUGUGUGGAGAUGCUGGUUUUGCUGAGAGUAUUGUAACCUGUUCGGGAUGCAAGAAUUAUUCCGAGCAUAUCUACUGUAUGCAAGGGCCAUUAAGUAUCACGCGACGAGAAUGGCUCUGUGAUGAAUGCAGAACCAAAGAAAAUAGUCAUUCACAUGUAAAUAAAACAAGUACUACUCUAAGAAGAAAUUUUGCACCGGAGACAGCGAAAGUAAAGCUUAUUCCUGCUGAAGAAGCCGUUUUAUUGUCCUCCAAUGGCAAGUUAUGUACUUCAUUAUCGGCUGAUGCCAAUACAAUGGCUUUCUUAACAAAAAGGAGAAGUUUGAGUGCUAUGCCAAAAGAAGGAAUUGGAAAAAGGACAUGCGAUUCGCACUGCAACAACAACAUGCAAUCCCUUCAAACUGUUAAUGCACGUCCGCUCUGUAGUUUUCUUCCUCCUAUCCCGCAGAAGAAACCUAGGAAUAUGGCUUCGAAUGAAGAACUGAAGGUUAAGAAAGUUUCAGAACCUGACGCAAUUUUGGCGACGAAGGGAGUUGUCGCUGAGUUGAAAUCUGUUCACGACACUUCAAACCUUCUUAGUUACCGACGAAGAAAUUACACAAAUUCUCAAGAGAUGGUUCCAAGUCCUACUUUGCUCAUGAACCCAGUUGGCGAUCUUGCAAAUGGUCUUCUUCCGAAAUUCUGCUGGGAGGGGACUUUAAAUAUAUCUGAUAUGGAGUUGCAACUCUGCUGUGGAGCUCAAGCAUAUUUUCCUCAUCAAGUAUCCUAUAAAGUAUAUGAAAUCUCGAAGAAGAUGCCUAGAGAAAUGCACUUCGAAGUCAAACCUCGCGCACUUGCUUUGCCAGUGGCUUUCGAGUUGGAUCCGCCAACACUUGAUGAUAUUGCAUUAUACUUCCUUUCCUCCGAUUGUGAAAGGUCUAAGGAGAAGUACAAACAUCUACUGGAAUAUUUCGGCUCACACGAUGUAGCCUUGCAAUGUUUGUUGGAUGGUGCGAACUUACUAAUUUGUUCAUCCGAACAAUUCACUGCAGAUUCUGGAGCGACGGAAAGGUUUCUAUGGGGAGUUUUCCGCUCCGUGAAACAUAAAAGGAGAAUCUCUUGUGAUUCUUCGAACAGCUCUUUUUUACAAAAAUUUGAUGUUCCUCCCGGCUGUUCAAAAACUCCGCAAAUUGCAGCAGAGGAGAAGUCCGUGCUCUCGUCCACUGCAGAGAAGGACAGAGAUGUGGAGGCAGAAUUAGAUAGUAAUACAGCAGCCAAAGUUGAAGAAAAACACGGCCAGACGAUUACUACUGAGGGAUUGAAGUGGAAGCUAGUUAAAUUAGAAGAAGGAACUCGUUGAGAGUUACGACUUACGACAGCAGCUAAUUGAGAAGCUGCUACUGUUAACAAAGUGUUCAGAUACUGUAUAUACUUAAUACAGUGUUGCAUGUCUCAAGCGACGAAAUGGAAGAAGCAAUCACCGAAGAAAUUAAACUCUAAUUCUCUCAUUUACUCACUACACUUGUAUGUUUCAACUUACUGAUACAGUUUUGUUCGUAUGAAUUGAUGGACUAAGGUCACUCAUAUCAUAUACGCAAAUUGUUUAUAUUUCUAACUCAGUAUUUGUAUGAAU
Messenger RNA from Ananas comosus (pineapple), 1759 nucleotides. RefSeq lists its product as uncharacterized. Bases 23 to 1486 code for a protein of 487 amino acids. The transcript is spliced from 9 exons. NCBI's taxonomy places the organism in Eukaryota, Viridiplantae, Streptophyta, Magnoliopsida, Poales, Bromeliaceae. The record is from RefSeq and is a predicted model, not a curated record.